UAAAAGCAAAAGGAAGUCCUAUGUCACUGCCAUAACCGAGAACAGAGGGAAAUGAAUAAAUCAUUGAAUUCUUUUAACGAGGUUAAUUUUUAUUUGAACUGUAGUUCCGUUUGUUUAAUCGUAUAUUCCUGACUUGCCAUAGCCAAUGAACACAAACUAUUUCUUAAUUGUUUUAGGAGAUAUAAGCCUUGAAGUUCAUAGCCAUAAAAUUCGUUUAGAUUUGCAUCGGUGAUAAUAAGAGAGAAUGGGUUGCAUCGUUUAUGAAUUCUGAAUAAAACUUUAAAACAUUCUAAAGGAACUCAAUUCAAGGCAAGCAUGGUUUGUAAACUCAUUUGGAAGUGUUGUACCAUUGCCAUAUUUGUAAGAGAACAGACACAGAGGAAUAUAAAUAAAACAUAAAAGACAUCCUGUUAAUGACGUCCACCAGUACUUGAACUGUCUUUCCGCUCGUGUAAUCUUGUAUUCUUAACCUAUCUAAUUCAAUAAACACAGACGAGUUUUUAACAUUUGUAAGCAGUAAUUGGCACAGAGGUCAGAGCUUUAAAAUCCAUUUAGAUUUACAUCGGUAAUAUAAAGAAAGAAAUGGUACGUAUAAGCAGAGAGAGCAAACUAGGUUGGAGACAGCACAGGGUAUUUAAGAACAUUUCGGAAAGUUCACUCGGUUGUACAAGGACAAAAUGAAUCCUUUUACUUUGGUCGGUAGAACUUGGCAUGAAAUGACUUUAACAACGCUGUUGUUUUGUUUAUCAUCGUUAUACGUUGGGGGGACAUCGGCGGUUGUUCACGGUGAGAGGUAUACUGGUCCCGUUGUCCGGGUGAUGGGGAUCAUUGGUCAGCAGCAAUGUGUCCGGGAAUGUAAGCACAGGCCCAAGCUGUGUCGUGGAGUCAACUACCGAAAACAGGAACUGCUUUGUGAACUCGUGUCAGCCAUCAACGAAACGGAACCAAAUUCUGACUACGUUAGAAUUGAACUUGACCAGACUGCGAAUAUCACUGAUGGAUGUCUGGCUUGCUCAAUCGAUGAUAUGUGUGUGACGCUCUCCAGUACCAAAGUCCAGUGUAUUCGAGACAAUGACAUAUUGAUUCCAAAUGACUGCACUACUCUGCAUAACAUUAACUGCGGCCUACCUAGUGGACUGUACACAAUAAAGCUGCCAUUCCUAAAUCACGUGACAGUUUUCUGUGACAUGGAGAAAGAUGGCGGUGGCUGGACAGUGUUCCAGAGACGACAAGACGGUUCUGAGAAUUUUUACAGAACAUGGGUAGAGUACAAGAACGGAUUUGGGAAUCUGAGAUCAGAGUUUUGGCUUGGCAACGAAAAACUACACCACCUGCUGAGUCAGGGGACGCAUGAGAUGAGGAUGGACAUGGAGGACUUUGACAACCAGACACGUUACGUCAAAUACAGCAGUUUUAACUUAGGAGACGAAUCUAGCAAGUACAAAGUCACGUUGUCAGGGUUUUCUGGAAACGUUGGGGAAUGUUUCACAACUGCAGACAGUAAUACUGUUCUGAACAACAUGAAGUUUUCCACAUGGGAUCAAGAUAAUGAUAACAAUCCAUAUAGAUGUGCCGUUGGGUGGCAAUCAGGAUGGUGGCACAACUCUUGUGGCUGUGCGAACCCUAACGGCAUGUACCUGGCAGGGGAAACAACUGUCAUUAAAGGAGUAACUUAUCGUCCAUGGCGGGAUAAGUACUAUUCGCUUAAGUCAACUCGCUUAAUGGUAAGACGAGUUGCCUAGACACUUGAUCACAUCAUCAAAAAUGGAGAUGAUUUUAAAAAAACAACUUUAUCACUUUAUGUAUAAUUAAUAUAUUUGGAUACGAAAAUUAGGUUUUAUGUUGUUUGGAGUCAAUUGCCAUUCCUUUUAUGAAAUAAGACUCCUAUUAUUAUUUACGAAAACAUGAUUUGUCUGUUUGUAAAUAUUUGUAUCUAAUAAAAUUAAA
Molecule: messenger RNA, 1947 nt
Organism: Magallana angulata
Lineage: Eukaryota; Metazoa; Mollusca; Bivalvia; Ostreida; Ostreidae
Product: ficolin-2-like
Exons: 6
Coding region: 678-1742 (354 amino acids)
Source: RefSeq, a predicted model, not a curated record